This is a messenger RNA of Pelobates cultripes (western spadefoot toad), 3250 nucleotides long. Lineage: Eukaryota; Metazoa; Chordata; Amphibia; Anura; Pelobatidae. The record is from the annotation of a GenBank genome assembly.
AUGCCACGAUCAAAAGAGAUCUCUGAGCACCUCCGCAAUGCAGUGAUUGCUGCUCAUCAGUCCAAAAAGGGCUACAAAACCAUUGCUAAGACUUUGGGGCUGCAUCUAUCCACUGUCAGAGCAAUUGUUUACAAAUGGAGAAGGUUCAACACCACAGCCACUCUACCCAGGAGUGGUCGCCCUGCCAAAAUGUCUCAGAAAGCAAUCCAGCAAAUCCUCAUCAACGAAGUCACAAACAACCACAGGGUGUCUUCAGAGGAUACGCAGGUCAGUCUCACCAUAGCUAAUGUGACUCUUCAAGACAGAGCAAUCCAAAAAAGGUUUAGAAGACAAUUUGACCUGUUAGUUGUAUUCCGAUUGGCUUCAAGGUGUUUUUUAUACCGAUCUGAAUAUGCCAUAAUUUUGUCAAUGACCAAUCAGUAGUGAUGUCCCGAACAGUUCGCCGCGGACUCAUCAUUCCAGCCAAUCAGCAGCAGACCCUCCCUCCCAGACUCUCCCAUCUCCUGGGCAGCUCACUAAGAAUGCAGCUUCAAAAUGGAUGCUGUCCAGGAGGAGGGAGGGUCUGCUGCUGAUUGGCUGGAAUGAUGAGUCUGCGGUGAACCGUUCGCGGCGAACCGUUCAGGACAUCACUACCAAUCAGUAUACAAACGAGAAUAAGGUAAUGGCCAAACAACUGACUUCCUAAAAUGAGAGAAUAAAAUUAACUAUUCCAUAACACAUAUAUAUUUUAACUGUAUAUAUUUGCUUAAAAUUAAACAUUUAUUUUUGUCACACAUGCCACACACCAGUAUAUCAUAGCAUUCCAAAAAGGCAAGGUAAUCAAAACUAACUCAUGUGUUAAGCUAAGGCAAAUCACAUAGAAUCCGUUUUCUACAAACUAUAAAGUUAUAAUAUACAAAAAGGCUCCUAAUUUAAAUCCUUUGCUAUGGGUCAUAAUGUGAAUGCUGGGAAUGGACAAGGCAACUCAGCCCCCAUGCACCCAUAUGCUCUUGCAGCUUCUAACUUCCCAUCUUGUUGGUAGAUGCAAGAGGUUUAAAGAUGCCUGGGCACUGCGUAAUAUUUACAGACAUUACAACUACUCUGCAAAAGUUAAAAAUACCAGAAACAAUUCAAUGGAAAUUACUUUUGAGCUAAACAUGUGCAAGAAAUUUGGCAAGAACAAAGUAUAUCUAAACUGUAAUCACAUAGAAGCUAGGUCGACUGGUCAGAUUUAUACACUUUAAAGGGAUCUUCUAAGCACCAAAACAACUGUAGCCUAAUGAAGAAGUUAAAACACUUUCUGCAGCCCUAGUAACACCUCCCCUGACUGUGACUCACACAGCUUGCAUGGAAAAAAUGGCUUCAUUUUAAAUCAGAUGUUUAUAUCCUGCUCUGUAAAUUGAACUUUAUUCACACGCAGGCGGCUCCUACAGGCUCUAGUUGGCUAAUAACACAGCAGAAGAUAAGGAAGUUUAAACAUUAGAUUUCUCUUUGUAGGAAGUGUUUAGGAAAGCUGCGUAAGUCACAUGUGGGUGAUGUAUACACAAAGUGAUUUAACUCCUAAAUGGCAGAGAAUUGAGCAGCGGCACUGCAGGGGUAUGAUCUAUAUACUAAAACCACUUCAUUGAGCUAAAGUUGUUUUGGUGCAUAGAGAAUCCCUUUGACCCGCCACCUAAAUCGGUAAUGUGGGGGGGGGGGGAACACUGCCCUGAGAGAGAGAUGAGGGGGUACAUCCCAAUGUUUAAUUUCUAGUCCCUCUCUGUGAGACCAUCUGAUUGAAAUAGCAGAAUUUUACGCUGAUAAUUUACAGAAAUGCCUAUAGUGAAUAUUAUAUUGACAGCCACUGGAAGCAGGUUAGCUCUGCAAGUAAAACAUUUCUGCUCCUGCAGAACGGCAACGUUUUCAGCUGCAGGGUUAAAACGGGAGGCACAUGGCACCCUGACCACUUCAGUGAGAUUAAAUGGUCAGGUUGCCUAUCGUGUCCAUUUAAAUGUCAAAAGAGAGGAUGUCUCACUUGUUAUGGAGUGUAUUUGUAGUGAUCAGACCUCCUUCUUGUAUCACUAUGUACAUCUAUUAGUUCCUGAGAUUCCAUAAUACAGGGAAGCCUUCAGAUUACUUAAUACACAGGAUGGAUAAGGGUCAUUUGAGAAGAUCUUAUAAGACAGAUAUUCAGGUGAUUUACUGCAGGCAUAUUACCCAAACACCGCCUGUGCUCUCCCCUGUUCAUGUGUUAGGGAAGAGUGAAUUGAUCAACAGUUGUCCUUCCCAAUGAUAGUCAACAUCCCACAUUUGCUCUGCAUGCAAGCAGCUGUAUAGAGCUGCCCUCGAGACAUGUACAACUACAAUGGAAAGAUCCAUACUACUAUUUUUAAAAUGCUGAUUUUCUCAUUCAAUAAACAGUGUCCAAAGCUGAUAUGCUACUGCAGACGUAUCAUGUUCUGCUUUAGCAUAGCCUGCAGAUUAGAAGGGCCAAGGAUGGCUGUCAGAGCCAGGUAAGUGUUAAACCGUUCAUAAACACUGACAGAUUACACAGGGGACUAUUGGCACCAUCAACAAAAUGCUAUAGUGGUUAUGGUGGAUGAGUCUCCCUUUAAAGUGUGAGAAUGUAUAAUCUCUAGAGGAUGAAGUUAAACAAGGUGAUGGAACAUUGACGCAUUUUGUUUAAAGGAUUUAAUUCUCAUAUCAUAAACGUAUUAUUUAUUUUAGAAUAAUAUAAGCCUUCUCUUAUCUUUCAUUUUAGGACCAGAACAUGCCUAAGUGCAUUGUCAGAGAUUGCCCCCAUAAAACUGGAAGGAAGCUCGAAUGCCCUACUGUUGUGCUUCAUGCCUUCCCAAAUAAUCUUGAAAAAAUAAAACAGUGGCUGUUGCAGACCAGACAAGACUUUGGAGACCUUGAAACAUUUGCCAUUGAGGUCCUUGAAGGAAAAAAGAGUGAAAAGCAUUGCUUAUGCUCAGAGCAUUUCACAAGUGACUGCUACAUUUACCAAGGCAGCAAAGUCGUCCUCAGCCGUGACGCUAUACCCACCAUAUUCCCUGGGGGAGAAAAAAGUGGCACCACAGAAGAAUGUGAGGUUGGACCUCCACGUAAAAAAUACAGAAGUGGCACCCCAGAAUGCUCGAUAUUCAUAGAUGCUUUAGGAGUACCAUCACACACUGGGCAUGAAGAUGCAAGCACACAGACAGAUCCUCAUUUUGGACAUAAAGAUGUUGGAACAAAGACCAGUGCUACGCUUGGAAAAAAGCAUGCAAGCACGCAAACCAAAGGGAUUUAA